Molecule: messenger RNA, 705 nt
Organism: Camelina sativa (false flax)
Lineage: Eukaryota; Viridiplantae; Streptophyta; Magnoliopsida; Brassicales; Brassicaceae
Product: methyl-CpG-binding domain-containing protein 1-like
Molecular function (GO): zinc ion binding; DNA binding
Source: RefSeq, a predicted model, not a curated record
AAGGUUACAAGAGAGUUCUCUCAUUACCUAUGCUCGAAGAAUUUAGGGAAAUCUGAAAUUGUUGUUCCGAGUGAGUUUUGAAGAAGUGGAGAUGGAUGCUGAAUCAUCGAACUCAACAAGCCUUAAGGGAAAAGCCAAAAGUUCUUCAGAGCGGGAAAUAGAUAUCUUUGCUGUGCAAUGUGCCGAGUGCCAAAAGUGGAGGAAGCUUAAUUCUCAAGAGGACUACGAGCUAGUCAGAAGUAGACAACUAGAGAAAGAGUUUGUGUGCGAAGAGUUAGAAGGUGUGUCCUGCGAAGAUGCUGGAGACAUAGAGUAUGACUCCUCCAACACAUGGGCUCUUGAAAAGCCUGGCUUGCCUGAGACACCAGAAGGGUUCAAGAGGAGCUAUGUUAUGAGAAAGGACUACUCGAAAAUGGAUGUGUACUACGUAACUUCUACUGGGAAGAAGUUCAAGACGCUCGCUGAGAUUGAAGCCUUCAUUGAGGCCAAUGAGGAGUUUAAGAAUGCACCACUUGAAGAUUUUAGUUUUACAGCACCAGAGGUAAUGGAAGACACUGUCCCCAAGCCAUCCAAGGAAGAUGAAUGAUUGAGCUACAAAGUGCUUAUGAGUCUCCAAGCUUCUUAUGCUGUUGAAGUUGGACUUAUGACUUAAGAAAUUAAAUGUUUUUUUUUUAAAAAAAAAGCCAUCGCUUUCACUAUGGUUGG